Molecule: messenger RNA, 4707 nt
Organism: Calypte anna (Anna's hummingbird)
Lineage: Eukaryota; Metazoa; Chordata; Aves; Apodiformes; Trochilidae
Gene: NEURL1B
Product: neuralized E3 ubiquitin protein ligase 1B
Exons: 5
Coding region: 103-1773 (556 amino acids)
Biological process (GO): ubiquitin-dependent endocytosis
Cellular component (GO): early endosome
Molecular function (GO): ubiquitin protein ligase activity
Source: RefSeq, a predicted model, not a curated record
GAGCGGAGCGCGGCGGGAGGCGGGAGGCGGGAGGCGGGCGCUGUCCAUGGCCCUGCGGAGCGCUGGGCCGCCCCGGGCUCCGCCGCGCCGCCGAGCGGAGCGAUGGGCAACACGGUGCACAAGACCCUGGCAGACACAAGCCACCAGACCCGCUCUGUCUCCAGCCGCCCCUACUACAGUUUGCCCAACAACAGCCAUGAGAGGCGCUCGGUCCUCGCCAUCACGGAGCCUCCGCGUUUCCACUCCCAAGCCAAAGGCAAGAACGUGCGCUUAGACGCUCACUCCCGCAAGGCCACGCGGAGGAACAGUUUCUGCAAUGGGGUCACCUUCACCAAUCGACCCAUCCACCUCUACGAGAAGGUCAGGCUGAAGCUGGUGGCUGUGCACCACGGCUGGAGUGGGGCUCUACGCUUUGGCUUCACCAUUCAUGACCCGUCGCAGAUGAGCUCUGAGGAGAUACCAAAGUACGCCUGUCCGGACCUGGUGACCCGACCCGGUUACUGGGCCAAAGCUUUGCCAGAGAGGUUUGCUGUGAGAGACAAUAUCUUGGCCUUCUGGGUUGACCGUCACGGGAGAGUCUUCUACAGUAUUAAUGAUGAGGAGCCAAUAUUGUUUCACUGUGGUAUUAAAGUUUCUGGUCCUCUCUGGGCACUCAUAGACGUCUAUGGAAUCACCCAUGAAGUGCAAAUACUAGACAGCAUGUUUGCAGAGACCAUGACCUCUGCCCGUCUCAGCACCGCCCGUCUCAGCACUUGCCUUCCGCAGAGCAACCACGAUUCAGCCAACUUCAACAACAACGAGCUGGAGAACAACCAAGUGGUGGCCAAAAUUGCAAACCUAAACCUAAGCAGAGUCCCAGGGCUUGGGACAGACAACCACAUCAUCCCCUGCUGCCCCAACCGACGGCCACGUGCCCAGGGGGUGCCCGCCUUCCUGGACACAGACCUGAGGUUCCACCCCACCCGUGGACCUGACAUCACCUUUUCUCAGGACCGGAUGGUUGCUUGUACCAACUGGCAAGAGAGCAACAGGACUUUGGUGUUUUCUGACCGGCCUUUGCACAUCGGUGAAAGCCUCUUUGUGGAAGUAGGACAUCUUGGCUUGCCAUACUAUGGGGCCCUUUCGUUUGGCAUCACUUCUUGUGAUCCGAGUACUUUACGGACAAACGAGCUCCCAGCAGAUCCAGACUUUCUCUUGGACCGCAAGGAGUACUGGGUGGUUUACAGAGCCUUCCCAGUCCUCAGCAGUGGUGACAUUCUCAGUUUCAUGGUCUUGCCCAACGGGGAGGUGCACCAUGGAGUGAAUGGAGCCAGCCGAGGAAUGCUAAUGUGUGUGGACACCUCACAGUCUCUCUGGGUGUUUUUUACAAUCCAUGGUGUAAUCAACCAGCUCAAAAUCCUGGGCACUGUGCAGUCCAGCCCAGUGACCGUCUCUCCCUCAGGAUCCCCUGGUGGCUCACAGUAUGACAGUGACUCAGACAUGGCCUUCAGUGUGAACAGGUCAUCCUCUGCUUCAGAGUCAUCGCUCGUGACUGCUCCCAGCUCCCCUCUGAGCCCCCCCAUCUCUCCUGUCUUCCCCCCUCCAGAGCCAUCAAGCAGCAAGAACGGGGAAUGCACCGUCUGCUUUGACAGCGAGGUGGACACGGUGAUCUACACCUGCGGACACAUGUGCCUCUGCAACACCUGUGGUCUUAAACUGAAGAAACAGCUCAAUGCCUGCUGCCCAAUCUGCCGUCGGGUCAUCAAAGAUGUUAUUAAAAUCUACCGUCCGUAGCGCCCGGCGGGGGCUGUGGGAAGGGGGAACCCGCUAGCAGUAACCUCGCCUUUCCGUCCCUGCUUCUGGGUUAUUGUGCUGGUCAGUUGUUAAUCAAGUGGCUUGUAAUCUGUGUUUCCUUAUUUGGCUGGUAGGGCACAAUUCAGGGAUAAAAUUGAGCUGAGAAUCAUCUGGGGCCCCAAAGGCACCACUGCCAUGCUGACCUAGUCGUGUGCCCAUGGGUGAAUUUGGGGAAUCACGGUCUGGGCCUGACCCAGCUGCAAAUGAGAAAUUUCCCACUUUCAGAUGUUCUUUCUUUCCUCCUCCAGAGGAGCUCACAGCAGUGCUUGUUGGGAAGAGGAGGUUGCCACUUGGUCGGGGCCAGGUGCCACUGGACUUCCCAACCCCAAAACUCCAGCAUCUCUGGACUGCUGCCCCAUGCGUGCACUGUGGUAGAACAAGAUUAGGACAAGUGGGAGGGUUCAAAGUGGAUAAAGUUGAUCUGGAAAUAUCAUGUUCAUCUCUAGAAGGUGAACUAGCUAAGACCAAAUAGUAGCACAGCCAGACUGUCACUUGCUUGGGUUUUGCUCUCCUAAAAAGGCUUCUGGGGCAUGUGGAGUACCUGGUAUGGACUUGAAUAAAGCAGCUUUUGCUUUCUGUGGCAGAGCAAGGACUUUUGGCCAGGGAGGUUGAGAAUUAGGAAGCAGCCACAGAUUAGCAGUGAGGAGCGUGAGGAGUGGGGCUCAAUCUUUCUCCUGCCCCCGCCCCGCCCCCGGGAUUUUGGGGAGUCCGUGGUGAGAAAUUAAUUUCUCACUCAGUCCCAACAGGCUCACUGUUUUUUGCUGAAGACUCUGUAUGAGCUGAUUUUACCUGUUUUUUCCUCCUGCCUUUCCGGGUUUUUUCCUGCACAGCUCUCAGCUGCUUGGAUACUGAGUCCCAACAGUAAAUGAGAACUUGUUGAGAUGAACAGGGCUUGGCUUUACUUGGGAGAAGGAAAAAAAGGCUCUGAGGCUAUUACUAAAUCUUGGGACUUAAAGGGUAAAUGGGUUUCAGCUGUGAUAUUAGACAGCUACAAGCAUUCCCAUGACCUGGGUGCUGCACUUGCUUACAGACUCGCACUCAGCCCUGUCCUGGCCUUGCUCUGCAAUCCAGGAGAGCACACCCUGGGGAGCAGCUCAUCCUCCUCCAGCAGUGGGCUGUGGCUGCCAAUGGGCACAAAAACUUUUUUUUUUUUUUAAAUUUUUUUUUAAUUGAAGAGCUUAUUAACAUUUUAAUUAAGUGUCUAAAUGAGAAGCUUCAGAGGGGCAUCUCACCCGCUGCCCUCUGCAUCUGCAGGAGAGCCUGCUGGCUUUGCAGAACCCUUUUUGGAAAUCUGGCUCCUGCCACUGUCUGCUGCUGCUCAGCAGAGCCACAGGCACAGAGACUGCAGUAAGAGUUCACCUACACCUUUUGAAAAGAAAGUUUCCAUCAGCUGGAGGCUUGCCCAGACCACCAGGCUGCCCUCUGCCCCGGGGACCGCAGGCGGUGCCUUUGCAGACCUCUCCCCUCUCCCCUGUUUGCAGGUCAGGGUCUGUCUGCCCACUCAUCAGUGGGAACCACGAUGGCAAAGAAUGAGAACAUGGGAUGAAAGGCCAGGUGGGUUAAUGCCUGCCUGGUGACCAGGCUGCAGUGGGAGCCUUUGCACGAGGGGGAAUUCAAGGGAAGCUGUCCCAGUCCACAGCAAGCAAUGCCAGCUUGGAUCAAGUCUGGGCUAGCAAACACCAGCAGCUGCCCCUGAGGCUGCUGUCCUGAUUCCAGGGAUGCCCCAUCCCUGUAGUUGGCUGACAAUGGUUGUGUGGAUGGGUGGAGCAGCCCCAUUUGCUUGCCUGACACCUCAGGUCCUCAAUGAGGGGAGUGACUGCAUGCCUUGGGUGGCAGUUGUUUUUUUAUUUUAUAGAUAUAUAUAUAGUCCUCUCCUCUUCUCCUCUCCUUCUUCUCCUUUACUCUUUAAAUCAGCAAGAAGAAAUACUGAAUCCACCCCAGGCUGUGCCUGAGCCAUUCAGGACACAUUGCACAGAUUGAAUUUUUGCUGUAGUUUCCAGAAGGGCAUCAUUCCAGCGGGGCCAGUGAGGGACUCAGCUCAGUCAGGGUUCAGAGGGUGGCCAUCCAGUGAGUGGGACAUGAAAGCAGAGGACAUGUCACCCUGCCUGUCCAAAAGCAACAGGAAUUUUCCAAAAUAGGCCUCUUUAAAAAAAAAAAAAAAAAAAAAAUUCCAGGAAAAGGUAGCCUCUUACAGAUUUAAUUGUUAGUACUCGUAUUGCUAUUUUUUUUAAACAGUCUGAUGAUGAUAUAUGAUUUGUACAGAAGAUCUGUUUGUGCCUUAUAAGGGUGUCUGUGCACUUUUUAUCCUUUUUAAAGCAACUUUUAAAAAGAAAAAAAAAAAAAGAGGGGGGUAAAACAACACAGAUCAAUGGUAGUUUUAUAGAAUUUUGUGUUCACUGAGAAUCCUGCUUUUUUAUAUAUAUAUACAUAUAUAUAUAUAUUAGAGUGAAAAAGUGUUUAUUCCCAUGGAUUCCUCUCCCACGUCUCCCCCUAAACUAUUUGUUUCAAAAUUUUAAAAAAGGAAGGAAGAAAGAAAAAGAAGAGAUGGGGGAAGUGUUUUACUUCCCCCUUCCCAAGACAGCUACUCUAUUCCCAUUUAUGAUUCAAUACUGUGACCUGUACAUCAUGUUUAAGCUGAAUCAGAUUUUGGAUCUCUGUAUUAGGCUUUUCAUGGAAAUCAUUUGGGGGACUGGGGUGGGGAGGGCAUCGCACGAGGGAGGGAACUGCACUUCUACUUGUCAGUGCUCUAUAGCGUUGUGGUCAGUGCUGUGUGUUUUACUUUUGUCCAUUUACCUGUUUUACAUUAAUAUAAUUUUACUUGUUUAUGAAACAAAUAAAACCUUGGCUUGUAAAGGGUGCUACCAGCUGUUUAAA